GGAGGUGUUAAGAGCUAGAUCAGUAGACGGUGGGAAGCACCAUUCGCCGGCCAGCGCAUCUGGUGAUAAAGCAGCGCCUAGACAGUGUUACCGGCCGCAGACAGAAAGAAGAAAGGCAGGCGGGCUGAUCGUAUUGUGCGCGCUGUCUUCAAGACUGAGACAGAGAGGGGGGAGAAUCGCCGGCACAAACGGUUUCACUCCCAGUUCCAGAAGGAGCGGUGUUUGGGAUGGGGAAAGGAGGCGAGAAGGCUGAGGAGAAUGGGGAGUGCGCCGGCGGCGGGGGCGGUAAGAGGCUGGGAGUCUAUACCUGGGAGGAGGUGCAGAAACACGCUCUGAAGACAGACAAGUGGCUGGUGAUCGACAGGAAGGUGUACAACAUCACCGACUGGGCGAAGAGACACCCCGGCGGCGUGCGAGUCAUCAGCCACUACGCCGGGGAGGACGCCACGGAUGCUUUCCAAGCAUUCCACCCGGAGCCGGACUUCGUUCGGAAGUUCCUGAAGCCUCUGCUGAUCGGAGAGCUGGCACCCGGAGAGCCUAGUCAGGACCGGGAUAAGAACUCAGAGAUGAUUGCUGAUUUCCGCGCACUGCGUUCCACGGUGGAGCGGAUGGGGUUGUUCCGGACAGACCCGGUGUUCUUCAGCCUCUAUCUGCUGCACAUCAUCCUGCUGGAGGUCGGCUCCUGGCUAAUGCUCUGGUACCUGGGGGUCAACUGGGUAACCACGUUGUUCUGCGCCCUCAUCCUCGCCACCUCACAGUCCCAGAGUGGCUGGCUCCAGCAUGAUUUCGGUCACCUGUCUGUCUUCAAGAAAUCCAAAUGGAAUCACCUGCUGCACAAGUUUGUCAUCGGACACCUGAAGGGCGCCUCUGCUAACUGGUGGAAUCACCGUCACUUCCAGCACCAUGCCAAGCCCAACAUCUUCAGCAAGGACCCUGAUGUGAACAUGCUGCACGCCUUCGUACUGGGGCCAGUGGAGUACGGGAAGAAGAAGCUGAAGUACAUGCCAUAUAACCAUCAGCACCAGUACUUCUUCCUGAUCGGGCCCCCCAUGCUGAUCCCAGUCUACUUCCACAUCCAGAUCAUGCAUACCAUGAUCUCUCGCAGAGACUGGGUGGACUUCGUCUGGUCCAUGUCCUACUACCUGAGAUACUUCACCAUGUACAUCCCCUUCUACGGAUUCCUGGGCUCCAUAGUGCUGAUCAGCUUUGUCAGGUUUCUGGAGAGUCACUGGUUUGUGUGGGUCACGCAGAUGAAUCACAUUCCCAUGGACAUCGACCGUGAGAAGCACAGAGACUGGCUGUCCAUGCAGCUGGCCGCUACCUGUAACAUUGAGCAGUCUGCCUUCAACGACUGGUUCAGCGGACACCUUAACUUUCAGAUUGAGCACCACCUGUUUCCCACAAUGCCACGGCACAGCUAUGUGAAGGCGGCGCCUCUGGUGAGGUCACUGUGUGAGAAAUACGGGCUGCGCUACGAGGUGAAGACCCUGCUGCAGGGGUUUAGAGACAUCGUGAGCUCUCUGAAGAAGUCAGGUGACCUGUGGCUCGACGCAUAUCUCCACAAGUGAUUCUGUGGGGUCUCCCUGCCCCCCAGCGCCCCCUACAGUCUGGCAGGGGGUGGGGUCUCAGCGCUAAACAUUCCAGGGUUCCUUUUGGUUGUAGACAGCUAAAUUAAAGAGAAUGUUGUUUUGUAGUGUAGUUUUAUGAUGCAGACUGAUGUAGAGUCACAGACUCACCGUGAUUGCUGUCCUGCUCUGUCCUGUCCUGUCCUGUCCCACAGGUUGUUUUAAGAACCCUUCUGCCAUAGUUCCAAAGUGUUUACUCCAGUCUUUGACUCCUGCUUUUGAAAAACAGAACACCCUGAGAGUGAUGAAGAGAGGACUUCCAUUUGUUCUUGUUUGGUUCUAGUUUUGUAAAAAAUAACAAAGUGUUUACCUCUUUAAAAAUAAUAGCAUAGUAAACACUGACUCGCACACAGACACACUGGUUUAACAGGCUGUGAUUCAGUUUGGGUGAAAGAUGGAAGGGAGGGAUGGGGGAAGUAUGAAAGAGGAGAAAAGGGAAGAUAAUAGACAAAUGAACAAACUAAAGAAAGAUUGAAGGAUUGGAAAGAGAAAGAGAGAGGAAGGUUUUUAAACAAAAAAGAAUCAAGGUGUGCUGAUUUCAUUAACGAUACGCAGGUAUACGGGGCCGCUCCGAAUUCAGGGUGGGGUGCAGAGCUCACUUCUGAUCUCAUUUGUUGGUCUUGUCUCAUCAGAUUUGUCUUAGGCUGUUCGGUCUGGUAAGUCACGUCUCAUGAGAGCGCCGUGAGGCUAGCUGGGGCCCAGCCCAGUCACAGAGUGCCACUGGUGGGGGUGGAAGUGGGCUUGUGCUGUAAUAUUCAGGAACAAUCACAGCAACCAAAAUACCAGUAAACUAGAACCGCAGGAGCUCGACCCAGCGCCAGUCCACCCAGUACCAGAGCUGACCAGGGUUCACUGCCUGGCCUUGCAAAAGACCUUGACUAAAAAUAAUUAAAAAAAAAAAAAAACUUUAAUGAAAACAAAAUAAACUCACAUCAUAGAAAACAAACACCUUUAUGCUGUAAAGCGAUAAUCUAUUUCUGAACUUCUGUCCUCUCUCCUAAGCACAGGAAUGUAUUCAUAGUAAAAAAAUAAAUAAAUACACAAAUAAAUAAAUAUUUAAUUAACUAAUUCAGGAAUUGACUUCAUUGUUUUUAGCAGCGUGCAUCAGCAGCGGGGAAGCAUUGUAGGCGCAACACAGCGCCCCCUGCUGGCUGAGAUCCUGUUUGCAGUUUGUCACUGGAAUCCUAUCCAGCGGUUUUCAGGGUUAGUUUUGUGUAAAUGGAAGAUGUUUGACUUUGGAAUCACACCGCGGGGCCAGAUUAUCAAAAGCGUUUAGUGCAGCCCUUUAAUGAGCUCCUAAAUGCAACAGCAGAGUUGCGAACGCGAGAUCUCCGAUUGCACGAAUGCGUGUUUCAUUCCAGUCCUGGAAAGGCAUUUGCUGUCUUUCUCCUUUCAAAGCACGGUAUUUAAUUAAACUCUGCAGUAACCCGUUUGGAAGUGUGGUCGGCGUGCGCUGCUGACAGUGUUUUUAACGACCCUCUUUUGCGUGUGUUUUGACUCUGUACCUGUGUGAGUGUUCCUAUAUGAAGGCGCCGUGUUGUCACGGUGGCUGGAAAUGAACCUGAACGUUUUUUGUUUUUUUUUUAAAUCAAAUAAAUCGAUUUCAUGAUUAACUACA
Molecule: messenger RNA, 3243 nt
Organism: Polyodon spathula (Mississippi paddlefish)
Lineage: Eukaryota; Metazoa; Chordata; Actinopteri; Acipenseriformes; Polyodontidae
Product: fatty acid desaturase 2-like
Biological process (GO): lipid metabolic process
Cellular component (GO): membrane
Molecular function (GO): oxidoreductase activity, acting on paired donors, with oxidation of a pair of donors resulting in the reduction of molecular oxygen to two molecules of water
Source: RefSeq, a predicted model, not a curated record